AUGGCUUUGUAUGAAGUAAAUGGAUGUAAACUUGUCUAUUUAGAUAAUGCUGCAACUUCCCAGAAGCCUAUAGCUGUCAUGAAAGCUUUACAAAACUAUUACGAAGAUUACAAUUCAAAUGUGCAUCGUGGAAUCCAUUCGUUAAGUGCAAGGGCAACGGACAAGUAUGAGUUGGCCAGAAAGAAGAUUUCAUCUUUUAUCAAUUUAUCAAAUUCUAGUGAGAUUGUAUUUACAAGAAAUGCUACAGAAGCCAUCAAUCUAGUAGCUUAUUCAUGGGGCCUCCAAAAUUUAAAGCAAGAAGAUGAGUAUGAACUUUCCAUUGUUCAUUGUCAACUUGUAGCUCAAAAGACUGGUGCUAUUUUGAAAUUUGUGAGCUUAAGUAAAGAUGAAGUUCCAGAUAUCAACGUGUUGAAGGAAAUGUUGUUGACGAAAACAAAACUUAAUGUCAGAAUGUUUGUUGACACUGCUCCAGAAGUUGAGGCACUGAUGGACACUACUCUAGAAGUUGAGGCACCUAUUAACACUAGUACUUUGCAUGAGACACCUACACUUUCACUUUCUAUUCAUCCUGAGCCACUAAAGAAAGAUGUUAAGUUCAAAUUAUACGUUGGGCAAGGUGGUGAUGUUGUGGCUCUUAGACGGGUGGUGGCUACCAAAGGCAAUAUGGGAUUGCGAAACUACCUGUCUUAG
Messenger RNA from Humulus lupulus (European hop), 690 nucleotides. Its product is annotated as cysteine desulfurase 1, chloroplastic-like. The record is from RefSeq and is a predicted model, not a curated record. Bases 1 to 690 code for a protein of 229 amino acids. The transcript is spliced from 7 exons. NCBI's taxonomy places the organism in Eukaryota, Viridiplantae, Streptophyta, Magnoliopsida, Rosales, Cannabaceae.